AUGGACACCCACCCUUUUGUUGCUCUUCCACUUUCUUGCACACUGCUUCCAUCGACUCCUCUCCCGGCCACCGGCAUCGGGCAACACAGAGAACUGGGGCCUGGCCUCCGCAGCAAGCAUGAUUUCCAUAUCUUAGAAGUGUCUGGAGGUCGUACACAUGAACACCAUUGUAUCUGGUGUCCAUAUGACCAAGAUGGUGGGGCGUGCACAACACGAGGCCCGUAUUCCUUGCCAGACUGUCAUGAAAUCUACAGGAGUGGUGUUCAGCGUAACGGAAUUUACACCAUCUACCCCUCAGUCUCCACCCCUGUAAAUGUGUACUGUGACAUGGGCUGCUCUGAGGAUUCAUCCCAAGGAUGGACAGUGAUUCAGAGCAGAAUGGAUGGAAGUGUGAAUUUCUAUAGAUGCUGGGAUCAGUACAAGAAUGGCUUUGGGAAUGAGAGUGGAGAAUACUGGCUGGGUUUGGAGAACCUCUACACAAUGACCCACAACAAGCUGUAUGAGCUGAAAGUGGAUCUGGAGGACCAUGAUGGAGUUAAAGCAUUUGCUCUCUACACAGUUUUCUUUGUGAGCAGCGAAGAGAACGGUUACAUGCUAACGGGCACAUGUGAUUCCUUGUCUUAUCACAGUGGACAGAAACUCUCCACUUAUGAUAAUGAGCAGAAUUCUUAUGGUUGUGCUCAACAUUACCUCGUAGCGACGUGUAUUGGUGCCUCGAGAAGAAUAGAGCUCGCCCCUGAGCAAAAGCACAGCGCGUUGAAGGGAGGCAAUGGUUGA
This is a messenger RNA of Hemibagrus wyckioides, 777 nucleotides long. Its product is annotated as microfibril-associated glycoprotein 4-like. NCBI's taxonomy places the organism in Eukaryota, Metazoa, Chordata, Actinopteri, Siluriformes, Bagridae. The transcript has 6 exons. The coding region runs from base 1 to 777 and encodes 258 amino acids. The record is from RefSeq and is a predicted model, not a curated record.